UACCAAGUGUUAUCUAAACGUAAACUUCUGUUAAGCUAAUCAGUAUGCAAAAUACAAAAUGUUGCUGUUAUUUCUUCCUUAGGACUACACCCUGACCAUGUACUUCCAGCAGUCCUGGAGGGAUAAAAGACUCUCUUACUCUGGAAUACCUUUGAACCUAACUCUGGACAACAGAGUGGCUGACCAACUCUGGGUGCCAGACACGUAUUUCCAAAACGACAAGAAGUCAUUUGUCCAUGGGGUGACAGUGAAAAACCGAAUGAUUCGACUCCAUCCAGAUGGGACAGUCCUUUAUGGCCUACGGAUCACAACAACAGCUGCUUGCAUGAUGGAUCUACGCAGAUAUCCUCUGGAUGAACAAAACUGCACACUAGAAAUCGAAAGCUAUGGAUACACUACUGAUGAUAUUGAAUUUUACUGGAAUGGAGGAGAGUCAGCAGUAACAGGAGUUGAUAACCUUGAACUCCCACAAUUUUCUAUCGUUGAUUACAAGAUGGUGUCAAAGAGAGUGGAAUUUACAACAGGAGCAUAUCCUCGAUUAUCACUGAGCUUCCGGCUUAAAAGGAAUAUUGGAUACUUCAUUUUGCAAACCUAUAUGCCUUCCACACUCAUUACAAUUCUGUCGUGGGUAUCUUUUUGGAUCAAUUAUGAUGCCUCUGCAGCCAGAGUUGCCCUAGGAAUCACAACUGUGCUGACCAUGACCACCAUCAGCACCCACCUCAGGGAGACCUUGCCAAAGAUUCCCUACGUAAAGGCAAUAGAUAUUUACCUGAUGGGAUGCUUUGUGUUUGUGUUCCUGGCCUUGCUGGAAUAUGCCUUUGUAAACUACAUAUUCUUUGGGAAAGGACCCCAAUGUCAAAAAAACGCAGGAAGGAGACCAGGACAUGCUUCAAGAAAGAAGAGCAGACUGGAAACAAAUAGAGGCCAGGUUGAUCCCCAUGGAAGCAUGCUUCUUAACCCACUUGAAAUACGAAAUGACAUCAGCUGCUCAGAUGUGUCCAUGAGCCUCCGUAACAUCCGCGCCACCACGUACACAUACAACAGUGCCAACCUGCAGUACAGAAGAGCCACUUCCAGCAGAGACCUCUACAGUAGGAGUGCUCUGGAUAGACACAGGCUUCAUAAGAAAGGACACUUAAGAAGGAGGGCAUCCCAGAUCAAAGUAAAAAUCCCUGAUUUGACUGAUGUUAACUUGAUAGACAAGUGGUCCAGAAUGGUCUUUCCCAUCACAUUUAUUCUUUUCAAUGUUGUUUACUGGCUGUAUUACGUACACUAAUUUAUGCAAUAACAUUACUACAGACUACAUAAUUAGACUUGUCAGACUUGUUACUUUUCUUUCUCAACGUUAUUAACUGAAGAACUGCAGUAGCCAUAAUGUUACAUGCUCAAGGUAAGACCCAGCUAUUGAAUAGUGGAUUUAAGCUUUAAAAAACAAAACAAAACAAAAACAACCCACAACCCAAAUCCAGCCAUCCAGCCUCAUCACAUUCAGAAUAGUAUACAUCUGUUCUUAAAGAGCAUCUUCAGCCAAAGUACUAUACCUUGAUGUUUACAAAGUGACUGCACAUCACCUUUGAUCUUUCUGUACCCACUUUCAUCUAUUUAAGUGGAUUAAAAAUUAGUCCUACUAUAUUUCUUAACACAUAUUGGCAGCCCACAGCAGCAUGCUUCCAAAAAACAGUAAAGCAACUCAAAGAAGUAGUUAUGUCACAGUCCUUCAGCAUUUAGUGUACAGAAAUUUGAGGAAAUAACUGUUGGAAGAAUUAUAACUGUUAUAUAAUGCAUCAUUUCAAAGUUAAUAGUUACACUGGGAAGAAUUUCCAUAGCAUCUGAGAAGUACCACUCAAGGAGUUAGUAUUUUCAGAGAGGUGGGGAUCUACAAAAAGAAAGAAAGAGUAGCAGAGACAAAUCUCACAGUUUCCAACUAAGGAAUCAGCUGAUUGGAUCUAAGUGGAAUUUUGUUAUUUCCACAAAGUAGCUGAGUUGAAAUUUAUGAGAACAAUUGUGCCAUCUGUAAUUUUGUAUUAAAAAGUAAAUACCAAAUGUGUUCAUUCCUAGAAGCAACUACUGAGGGAUACCACAGGCCAAGAGUGGCCACUUUUCCUGCAGCUGGCAACUGCAACACAUUCUCCCAAAAGUUGGCAGAUGUCUGGGAACAGACCUGAGAUUUGUGCAUACCCUUUCCUACAGAUUUCCUUACAUUCCUGAGAAACAAAGAGGUAUGGCUGAGCCUUACAGCAUGCUGGUGAUGCUUAGUGCACUGCUGUUGUGGAGCUGCCUCUCCCAACCCAACUGCUUAUCACUUGACAACUCCAGCCAAGGAGCCACAGGGAAAGUAUUAGCAAAGUCCAUGCAACUGAGAAUCAAUAGGUCAAUCACCUCCUACCUGUAUCAAAUCCCUGUCUCUAUUGCCAGGUUUUUCCUAAUAGAGUUCACAGUAUGUUCCCUAACAUAGCAUUUUAUUGAAGCAUAACUAUUAACAGUUAGAUUUUGUUUUGUAUUGAAAGUGUUUCAUACUUUUAG
Molecule: messenger RNA, 2523 nt
Organism: Neopsephotus bourkii (Bourke's parrot)
Lineage: Eukaryota; Metazoa; Chordata; Aves; Psittaciformes; Psittacidae
Product: gamma-aminobutyric acid receptor subunit beta-1-like
Exons: 6
Coding region: 98-1276 (392 amino acids)
Biological process (GO): signal transduction; nervous system process; chemical synaptic transmission
Cellular component (GO): membrane; synapse; neuron projection
Molecular function (GO): GABA-A receptor activity; neurotransmitter receptor activity; extracellular ligand-gated monoatomic ion channel activity
Source: RefSeq, a predicted model, not a curated record